This is a messenger RNA of Gastrolobium bilobum, 716 nucleotides long. Its product is annotated as agamous-like MADS-box protein AGL80. The record is from RefSeq and is a predicted model, not a curated record. The transcript has a single exon. Gene Ontology annotation, biological process: regulation of transcription by RNA polymerase II. The coding region runs from base 49 to 519 and encodes 156 amino acids. NCBI's taxonomy places the organism in Eukaryota, Viridiplantae, Streptophyta, Magnoliopsida, Fabales, Fabaceae. Gene Ontology annotation, molecular function: protein dimerization activity; RNA polymerase II cis-regulatory region sequence-specific DNA binding; DNA-binding transcription factor activity, RNA polymerase II-specific.
GUGAAUAAAAGAUUCUAAUUUCUUAUUUCUUUCUUUGUGAUUGCGGCUAUGACUAGGAAGAAGGUGAAACUUGCCUUUAUCUCUGAUGCCUCGGCAAGGAAAGCAACGUACAAGAAAAGGAAGAAGGGUAUCAUGAAGAAGGUGAGUGAACUCACUAUUCUUUGUGGGAUUCAAGCCUGUGCUAUAAUUACCAGUCCUUUUGAUUCGAAGACCGAGGUUUGGCCAGAUCCAGAGGGAGCCAAGCAGGUGAUUGAGAGGUAUCGGAAUGCAGCUGUUGUAGAUGGCAGCAAGAAUGUGAACCAAGAGAGUUUCAUGAUGCAGAGGAUUGCCAAAGCCCAUGACCAGCUGAAGAAGCAGCGUCAGGAGAACCUUGAGAAAGAGAUGACCCUAGCUAUGUUCAAGUAUAUGGAAAGCAAAACCCUGCCAGAAGACCUGACUGUUGAGGAGCUGAAAGAAAUGAACAGGCUGAUCGAGAAGAAUAUGAAGGAAAUUGAAGACAAGAUGGCUGCACUUAAGUGAUGAGAUGUUGUUUGUUGUAUCCUAAUUCUGCUUGGUGUUUAGAGGCACAGCCGCUGUCUUUACAUCGUAUUUCUAUUUGGUGUUCAGAGGCAUUGCCUCAGUCUUUGAGAACAUUUAAAUAAAACUAAUUAUAAACUAUGUCUUUCUAAUUUUCCUAGCAAAAGACCAAGAGAUACCGUGUAGUCCAUGCUUAAAUU